AUGUCUGCCAACGAUAUCUAUCAAACUCCCUUGACUUCGCGUUAUGCAAGCAAGGAGAUGAAGGAGAUCUUCUCUGCUCGCAACCGUGCUUCAACAUGGAGAACUCUUUGGAUCGAUCUUGCUGAAGCCGAGAAAGAAUUGGGUUUGGAUAUCAGUGCUGAGGGUAUUCAACAAAUGAAGGAGAACAGAAUCAUGACCGAUAAGGACUUCGAGGUUGCUGCUGAGGAGGAGAAGAAGCGUCGUCAUGAUGUUAUGGCACAUGUUCACGCAUUUGGCCAAGUUGCUCCAAAGGCUGCUGGUAUCAUUCACUAUGGUGCCACUUCCUGCUACUGCACCGACAAUGCCGAUCUCAUCUUCCAGCGUGAUGCUCUCGAUUUGAUCCUUCCAAAAUUGGCCACUAUCAUUCACAAGUUGUCUCAAUUUGCUCUUGAGUUCAAGGAUUUACCUACCUUGGGCUACACUCAUUUCCAACCUGCUCAAUUGAUCACUGUUGGUCGUCGUGCAUCUCAAUGGGUUCAAGAUCUUCUCAUGGAUUUGGAGGACAUCAAGAGAGUUAGAGCUGAUCUUCGUUACCGUGGUGCCCAAGGUACAACUGGUACACAAGCCAGUUUCAUGGAGAUCUUCAAGGGCGAUGGUGCCAAGAUCGACCAGCUCAAUGAAAUCCUUUGCGAGAAGGCUGGCUUCCCAAGCUGUUACGCUAUCAGCACUCAAACCUAUUCCCGCAAGGUUGAUCUCAGAAUCGCCAAUGCUCUUUCCAGCUUUGGUGCUACUGCCCAGAGAAUCUCAAGUGACAUUCGUCAUCUUGCCAACUUGAAGGAGUUGGAAGAGCCAUUUGAGAAGGAUCAAAUUGGUUCAUCUGCCAUGGCUUACAAGCGCAACCCAAUGAGAUCCGAGCGUAUUGCAGCUCUUGGUCGUCAUCUUGCCAACCUCAACAAGAACGCCAACGAUACAUACGCUGCUCAAUGGUUCGAGAGAACACUCGAUGACUCUGCCAUCCGCCGUAUCACCAUCCCCGAGAUGUUCCUCUCAGCUGACGCUGUCUGCAUGGCUAUGGAUAACGUUGUCUCUGGCUUCGUUGUUUACCCAAACCGUAUCCACUCUCGUGUCAUGGAGGAAUUGCCUUUCAUGGCUACAGAAGUCAUCAUCAUGAGAAUUGUUGCCAAUGGAGGAUCGAGACAAGAGGCUCAUGAAGAGAUCCGUGUCCUUUCUCACCAAGCUUCUGACGUUGUCAAGAAGCAAGGUGGUAAGAACGACUUGAUCGACCGUAUCAAGGCCACCAAGUACUUUGAACCAGUCUGGGCUGAUCUUGACAACAUGAUGGACCCAAAGAACUUUAUUGGCCGUAGUGCACACUCGGUUGAGAAGUACUGUGGACCUGGUGGAGAGGUUGAAGCUGCUCUUGCAGAAUGGUCUAGCCAGAUCAAGUCUAGCAAGGCAGUUGAGUUGAGUCUUUAAAUUAAAAUUUGAUGACUUGACAAUUUCUUCCGUUGGAUGAUUUUGAAAUGGUUGCGUAUGGUUGGGGGAGCAUUGGUUGGAGUUCAUGGAGUUGGGAAAUUUUCAAAAGUAACUUUACGACUCAUACCCAUUCUACCUAGAAGUUAUUGCUUUACGCGAUACGAAUAAUCUUGAUAGAAACAUCGGCUGGUAUUUUAGUUUUCUGGAGGUGCAAUAUUGCAACUUUAACAAGUAUGUAUGUAGCCUUGGCAGCGACUUAAUACAAACAAACCUGUAUUACAGAU
This is a messenger RNA of Botrytis deweyae, 1739 nucleotides long. RefSeq lists its product as uncharacterized. Gene Ontology annotation, biological process: 'de novo' AMP biosynthetic process. Gene Ontology annotation, molecular function: (S)-2-(5-amino-1-(5-phospho-D-ribosyl)imidazole-4-carboxamido) succinate lyase (fumarate-forming) activity; N6-(1,2-dicarboxyethyl)AMP AMP-lyase (fumarate-forming) activity. Gene Ontology annotation, cellular component: cytosol. Bases 1 to 1455 code for a protein of 484 amino acids. The transcript is spliced from 4 exons. The record is from RefSeq and is a predicted model, not a curated record. Lineage: Eukaryota; Fungi; Ascomycota; Leotiomycetes; Helotiales; Sclerotiniaceae.